AUGGCUUCCACUUCCUCCGCGGCGGUCCUGUUGGGCAGACAAUUGAAACAAAUGCAAUCUGAUAAGGAUAUCCCUGGAAUCAGCUGCGGGUUGGUGGACGACAACAUCUUCGAAUGGACCGUCAUCCUUUUGAUCAACGACGACUGCAAAUACUACGGCGGUGGCCUCUUCCGUGCGCGGCUGUCCUUCCCACCAGAAUACCCAUUGAUGCCACCCAAGAUGAAGUUCGAAACUCCGAUAUUCCAUCCCAACGUCUAUCCUUCCGGCGAAGUAUGCAUUUCGAUCCUCCAUCCUCCCGAAGAAGACAAAUAUGGAUAUGAAUCAGCCGCCGAGAGAUGGUCCCCUGUGCAAUCCCCCGAAUCGAUAUUGAUCUCCGUGAUCAGCAUGCUGAGCAGUCCCAACGACGAAAGCCCGGCUAAUGUCGACGCGGCAAAGUUGUGGAGAGAAGAUCCCAAGGCUUUCAGGCGGAAAUGUCAAAGGAUAGUUCGGGAGAGUCUUGGUGACGAAUAA
Molecule: messenger RNA, 510 nt
Organism: Capronia coronata CBS 617.96
Lineage: Eukaryota; Fungi; Ascomycota; Eurotiomycetes; Chaetothyriales; Herpotrichiellaceae
Product: ubiquitin-conjugating enzyme E2 G1
Exons: 2
Coding region: 1-510 (169 amino acids)
Cellular component (GO): cytosol; endoplasmic reticulum
Source: RefSeq, a predicted model, not a curated record